AUGGAUACGCUCGUUGCGCAGUACACGCAACCACAGUUUGCACGCGAGGGGUACAACUAUGAAGAGCAGCAAGACUAUGCGUCUUCGUUACCACCGCUCUCUCUGAAGUUCGCCAUGCCACCCGUACCGAAACCUGCUGCUUUCCUCCGUGCUGCCACCGAUGACUACUCCAAUCCUAAUUGCCCCAUCAAGAUCGCUCAUGGAACCACGACACUCGCUUUCAGAUUCAAGGGUGGCAUCAUCGUAGCUACCGAUUCAAGAGCCACAGCCGGCAACUGGAUUGCGUCACAGACCGUCAAAAAGGUCAUCGAGAUCAACCCUAUGUUGCUCGGUACUAUGGCUGGCGGCGCCGCCGAUUGCCAAUACUGGCUCGCAUAUCUCGGAAUCCAGUGUCGCCUGCACGAGCUUCGACAGAAGCGCCGCAUCUCUGUCGCUGCCGCAUCCAAGAUUCUCUCCAACCUCGUCUACUCCUACAAAGGCAUGGGUCUCUCAAUGGGUACCAUGAUCACUGGUGUCACUCCACAAGAAGGGCCUGCACUCUACUACAUUGAUUCCGAUGGCACUCGGCUUUCGGGCAACCUCUUCUGUGUCGGAUCUGGUCAAACAUUUGCGUACGGUGUGCUAGAUGCUCAAUACAAAUACGACUUGGAGGAUGACGAGGCUCUGGAGCUAGGCCGAAGGAGUAUUUUGGCGGCCACCCACCGAGAUGCUUUCUCAGGUGGCUACAUCAACCUCUAUCAUGUCAAGGAGGACGGCUGGGUCAAGCAUGGUUUCUUCGACACAAACCCCAUCUUUUGGCAGACGAAGCUGGAGAAGGGCGAGUUCUCAAACGUUACCAGUGAGCUGUAA
Cyphellophora europaea CBS 101466 is the source of this 849-nucleotide messenger RNA. RefSeq lists its product as uncharacterized. Gene Ontology annotation, cellular component: proteasome core complex. The record is from RefSeq and is a predicted model, not a curated record. NCBI's taxonomy places the organism in Eukaryota, Fungi, Ascomycota, Eurotiomycetes, Chaetothyriales, Cyphellophoraceae. Gene Ontology annotation, molecular function: threonine-type endopeptidase activity. The transcript has 2 exons. Bases 1 to 849 code for a protein of 282 amino acids.